Micropterus dolomieu (smallmouth bass) is the source of this 6152-nucleotide messenger RNA. It is a transcript of the gene rapgef6, whose product is annotated as Rap guanine nucleotide exchange factor (GEF) 6. NCBI's taxonomy places the organism in Eukaryota, Metazoa, Chordata, Actinopteri, Centrarchiformes, Centrarchidae. The coding region runs from base 373 to 5418 and encodes 1681 amino acids. Gene Ontology annotation, biological process: positive regulation of GTPase activity; Ras protein signal transduction; positive regulation of ERK1 and ERK2 cascade. The record is from RefSeq and is a predicted model, not a curated record. Gene Ontology annotation, cellular component: endocytic vesicle; plasma membrane; apical plasma membrane. Gene Ontology annotation, molecular function: protein binding; guanyl-nucleotide exchange factor activity. The transcript has 31 exons.
CUCUCCGCACUCAGAUCUGGAAGAGGAGGGAUCUAAAUCUGAACUCCUGGAUCUGACGGACGCUAGCUAACUAGGUGGAUAUUUCCAAAGAUGUACAGAAUUCAAGGCAACGGGUCCAACAGACUUAACUUUCUGCCACGCUUCAGUGGUAUCUACUCUUUUUCGGACGCGCAGUAGUUAAAAGUAAAGUUAUUUUUUUCUCUCCCGGAGAAGACGGAGCUCCUGGGAAGUGAACUCCAUCCAUGCUUUGCUCGGCGGGGACAAGAUCCACGGAGAUGUGAGUUUGUUCGGCUAAAAGCACAACAAGGAGACGUAAAAGUGAGAUUACCUAAAGAGGAAGUAAACGUCCUGAGGUGGAUUUGUGCCGAAGUUAUGAAAAUGACCGGCACCAUGGAAACUUCUUUCAAACUGGCUUUGAAGAAACCGCCCUCGCUGCGGACAGCAGAGGACCUGCACACCAUCUACUGCCACCUCUACCACAUGGAUGUCCUCUCUCACCUAAGGGAACAUCAGCUAAGGUCGAUGUGCACCUCGGCCAGGUAUGAGAGACAUGAGGCGAACCACAUCCUGUUCUACCCAGACAGCAUCGCUACCUGUUGGUACAUCCUGCUCUCUGGAUCAGUCUUCGUCAAGGAGCACAUGUACCUGGCAAGGUGCUGUUUUGGCAAGCAGCUGGGGGGCAGACGAGGCUGUGAAUGCAUCACUUUGGAGCCGUCAGAAAUGAUUGUGGUGGAUAACGGCAGCGAGGGGGACGACAGUUUCCUGCAGAGAGAGGGAUCCCAACGGAGGUCUAGGCGCCGCUUCAGGAGGGUCAACCCCAGGGGAGAGCGGGAAGUCAUCACAGACGGCCAAGAACCCGCGGGCUACAACACGGAUUAUGUCAGUAACCAGCUUCCUGCUGACCUCAAUAAGAUGCACCUAACGGACCACGCCCAUCAGCAGGUGAUGCACAUGCCCCCCAGCCAAUCAGGAUGCAGCAUCGCCAGCGACUCGGGGAGUAGCAGCCUUUCAGAUAUUUACCAGGCCACAGAGAGCGAGCUCGGAGAUGUGGACCUGUCUGGACUUCCAGAGGCUGCGGUGGACAGUGAGGAAGAGGAGGAGGAAGAUGAGGACCUGGAGAGAGCUUCUGACACUCUUCUGGGCCGAGACCUGGUCCGAGAGUGUCUUGAAAAAGAACCAGCCGACCGCAACGAUGACGACAUUGAACAACUACUGGAGUUCAUGCACCAGCUGCCUGCCUUUGCCAACAUGACCAUGUCUGUGCGCAGAGACUUGUGUAGCGUCAUGGUGUUUGAGGUGGUGGAGCAGGCUGGCACAGUCAUACUGCACAACAAGCAGGAGCUGGACCUCUGGUAUGUUAUCCUGAACGGGGCGGUGGAGAUCAGCCAUCCAGAGGGAAGAGUGGAGACUCUUUGCAUGGGUAACAGUUUUGGCAUCUCACCCUCAUUGGACAAACAGUACAUGAACGGGGAAGUUCGCACCAAGGGGGACGACUGCCAGUUCGUCUGCAUUGCCCAGGAGGACUACUGGCGUAUCCUCAACCAUGUGGAGAAGAACACACACAAGGUGGAGGAGGAAGGGGAGAUUGUGAUGGUGAAGGAGCACCGGGAGCUUGACCGCAGCGGGACCCGGAAGGGACACAUUGUCAUCAAGGGAACCCCAGAGCGUCUGAUCAUGCACCUGGUUGAAGAACCGUCAGUGGUGGACCCCACCUACAUAGAAGACUUUCUGCUGACCUACAGGACCUUCCUGUCAAAUCCGAUGGAGGUCGGCAAGAAACUGCUGGAGUGGUUCCAGUUGGACAGCCUCCGGGAUACGGUAACGAGAAUAGUGCUGCUGUGGGUCAACAACCACUUCAAUGACUUUGAGGGUGACCCAGCCAUGACACGCUUCUUGGAAGACUUUGAGAUACAUCUGGAAGCAACAAAAAUGAAGGGCCAUUUGCGGCUGCUGAACAUAGCAUGUGCAGCCAAGGCUAAGUGGAGACAGAUCACUCUGCAGAAGGCGUCCAGGGAGUCGCCGCUCUACUUCAGCGUGCAGGGCGGCAGCGAGAGAGGAUUCGGCAUCUUUGUUGAGUCGGUGGAAGAAGGGAGUAAGGCUGCAGAGACGGGACUCAAACGGGGAGAUCAGAUCAUGGAGGUCAACGGUCAGAACUUUGAGAACAUCUCCGUCACCAAAGCUGUUGACAUCCUCAGAAAUAACACACACCUCUCUCUCACCGUCAAAACCAACAUAUUUGUCUUCAAAGAGCUCCUUAGCAGAAUUGUGCAUGAGAAAAAGAACGGCGGCCCUCACAUUCCCAAGAUCCAGGAGAAAAAAGGCAAUCGCUUCUCCAUCCCCGACCUUCCCGGAGACAUGGAGUUUCCUACAGACCACAAGAGCACCAGGAAAAUGAAGGCCAACACUGUGUCAGGAGGACGAAACAAGAUCAGGAAGAUGCUGGAGAAGACGCGCUUCAGUAUACUGCCACCCAAACCAUUCAGUGAUGGUGGUAUGGGUCAGUCUCAGGAUGACAGCAUUGUGGGUACCAAGCAGUGUCGUCACAGCGUGGCCAUCAUGCCCAUACCUGGAAACCUGUCAUCCAGCAGUCCCGACCUGCUGCAGCCGGCCACCAGUGUCCUCGACUUCUCCAACCCGGCAGACAUCCCAGACCAGGUGAUUCGGGUGUUCAAGGCCGACCAGCAGAGCUGCUACAUCAUCAUCAGUAAGGACACCACUGCCAAGGAUGUGGUCGCCCACACUGUCAAUGAGUUCGGCCUGAUCGCAGCACCCGAGAACUACUCCCUGUGCGAGGUAUCAGUUAGCCCGGAGGGAGUCAUAAAACAGCGCCGCCUGCCCGACCAGCUCUCCAAACUGGCUGAUCGGAUUCAGCUCAACGGGAGGUACUACCUGAAGAACAAUAUGGAGACGGAGACGUUGUGUUCAGACGAGGAUGCCCAGGAUCUCCUCAGAGAGAGUCAGAUAUCUCUGUUGCAGCUCAGCACCAUGGAGGUUGCUGCCCAGCUCUCCAUGAGAGACUUUGAACUCUUCAGGAACAUCGAGUCCACAGAGUACGUCGACGACUUGUUUAAGCUAGACUCCUCGAUUGGAAGUGGUAAUCUGAAAAAGUUUGAGGAGGUGAUAAACCAGGAGACCUUUUGGGUCGCCACAGAGAUCCUGAAGGAACCCAACGCCCUGAAGAGGAUGAAGACCAUCAAACACUUCAUCAAGAUCGCCCUGCACUGCAGAGAGUGCAAGAACUUCAACUCCAUGUUCGCUAUUAUCAGUGGCCUGAACUUGGCACCGGUGGCUCGGCUGCGGAGCUCGUGGGAGAAGUUGCCCAGUAAGUACGAGAAGCUGUUCGGAGACCUGCAGGAUGUCUUUGACCCGUCCAGGAACAUGGCCAAGUACCGCAACAUCCUGAGCAGCCAGAGCAUGCAGCCACCCAUCAUCCCGCUCUUCCCAGUGGUCAAGAAGGAUCUCACCUUCUUACAUGAAGGCAAUGACUCCAGUGUUGAUGGUCUUGUGAAUUUUGAGAAACUGAGGAUGAUCGCCAAGGAGAUCAGACAUGUGGUGCGGUUGACCUCAGCAAACAUGGACCCUGCCCUCAUGUUCAGACAGAGGUCUUUGAGUCAGGGCAGCACCAACUCCAACAUGCUGGAUGUGCAGGGCGGCGCCCAUAAAAAGCGAGUACGUCGCAGCUCGCUUCUCAACGCCAAGAAGCUGUACGAAGACGCUCAGAUGGCCAGAAAAGUUAAGCAGUACCUGUCCAACCUGACGGUGGAGAUUGACGAGGAGAAACACCAAAUCAUGUCCCUGCAGUGUGAACCAUCCUACAGCACCUUGUCAAAGAACUUGAAUGAGAGACGAUCCACCAAGUCGGACAUGUCUCCGGUGUCUCUGCGGUCAACUCUGCCCUCUGGGAAAACACAAAACAGGGUCUCACAAGUCCUUCAGGUCCAGGUCCCACUUAACCCUCUACGAAAGAAGAGCACUGCCAAGGACAUAGGCACACUUAACUCAAACUCUCCCCAGGUAGUGAAGAAACCUCCAGUGAACUCGACAGAUGACACCAUCUCCAUCCUCUCCUCUCUCCACUCCAGCCCCACGGUGUCGCCGCAGGGCUCCCCACGCAAAGUAGGAGGCAUGGCCAAGUCCCAGAACUGCAGCCACAUGAACUUGUCGGGAUCUUCAUCAUCACUGACCAGCGACGCCAGCACGAAGGCCGGCAAUGUCAGCUUGCGCAGCUAUGGCAUAGGUUACACCCUUCUACCGGCCGGUAAAGCAGACAACCUGUCGGACUCAAGUCACAGCGAGAUCUCCUCCCGCUCCAGUAUCUGUUCAGUUGACUCCGUGCCGGCUCCCGGGCUUGACGACAGGUGUAAUAGCAACAACAGGAACUGUGCUACUACUGCUAUUAGUACUACUACAUUGGCUGCUGCUGUUGCUGAGAGCACAGUGGCAACGCAUGCACACUUAAAUGCUGAUUACAACCAGCCCAGCACAAGUAGUUGCACGUCGUUGGCCCGAGGAUACGUAACAAGAGCCUCCACCUUCACCUCCUCCACCUCAACGGAGGAGCUGACCCCGGACCACACCUCUCUGGACUCAGUUGUUGACAGCGGCCGUGGAAGCUGGACGUCCUGCUCCUCCAACUCCCACGACUCCUUCCAGAGCCUCCCCGCCUCCUCCUGCCGGCCCUGGGACCACGGCAUCCACGGGCAUCCGCUUUCCCUCCCACACACGCACCUUGGUGGCUUCAAGCACACGCAGCUGGCCGGGCCGAUAGCGGAGGUCGAGACAGCCGGCGGGCACUCGUGGGCGAACGAGGACGCCGCCAAGCAGCACUCCAGAAACUCCAGCUCGGAUCUGUCCAAUCAGUCCCGGCAGAGCUGGGCGUCGUCCAGCUCGCUGUCGGACACCUACGAGGGGAAUUACGGGACGAUAAAGCGUCGAAACACCUCGGAGCAGCCCUCCUCACCAUCCAACGAGGAAGGAGGGCAAAGCACAGACCCUGUCUACAAAACGGUGACGUCAAGCACAGAGAAGGGCCUGAUAGUGUACUGUGUCACCUCCCCCGCCAAGGAUGAGCGUUACCGAGCUCCUCCUCCCACCCCUCCAGGCUACCAGGGUCUGGCUCUGGGGGAUCUCGGCCUCACAGACGGAGUAGUAGGUGGGCCAGGAGGUCUCCUCCCCAGGCCUCCACACCUCAGACCUCCAGACUACAGUGUGGCCCUGCAGAGGAGCAAACUCCUGCAGAGCCCUGGAGUGGCCGGCGGUCUGGCUGAGGCACGGAGGCUGGCUGCUAACCAUCACCUCCACCAUCAAGAGGCCCGGACUGCCGCCGCCAUGCAGGGCCACUCCAGACCGCCCAGCAUGUGUCUCCCACCACAGGAUCUGGCUGAUAGUGAGGAUGAUGAACAAGUGUCAGCGGUGUAAGGACAUGGACGUCGCACACAGAUAUUCUCACACGGGCCAAGUCGUGGUGAUCAGGCUUUGGACUAAGCUAGCAGCCUGCCAUCACCACGUAUCAGAGCACAUUCUCCAAGCCCCGCCCACAAUCCCUGUGUGACACCUGUGUGAUCAGAGCCGUGGGUCAUGUGACCACUCUCCAUCUCCCAGAACUCUUACAGCCAUCUCUUUUUAAACCCAUUUAACAAAACAUAGAAGAAAAGAAAGAUACUUUUUAAAAACUCUUGAACAAAGCAGAAAGAGGCGGCGUGAUGGUGUCGCAUCACCGUCGACGGAUGUUUUUUUUUAAAAAAAAGGACAAAUAGUAGCAAGAAUAACGACGUCUUGUGAGAAGAAAUUGGCCUCUUUGGAAACAGAUCACCAUGUACCUCCAUUUUGAGUUUCAAGCUCUCUUGUCUAAAGCUGUUUCACAUGGUUUUUACACUUUUAACAUGUACAGUGAUUUUUUUUUUUUUUUUUUUUUCCCUCUUCCUUUCAACUUUUAUAUGAGAAUAAUGAGGAGGAGCAGACAAAGGGACACAAAGGUGCAGUCAGUAGUGUGCAAGUAUUACGACGAAAAUUAGCUCGUAGGGGAUUUUUUUUCCUUGUUUGUUCUGCUGUUUUUGUUUGUCGUCAGCUUUCAGCUCGAAAUAAGAUGAAUGUAGAUGAAUAUGAUUCAAGAAAAAAAAAAACUGAUUUUGAGAUUUCUCCAACAAAGAAAA